CGCGCGCGUAUUAGAAAAAUAAUAGAGAUUUUCAGUAUUAUAAGUAUAAAGUUAUUUAAAAUGAAUUUUUAAAAAAAUUUAUCUAAAAAAAAUAAAAAUUUAAUUAUUUGCAACUUUUGAAAAUCGCUAGAUAAUUUUAAACUGUUUUUUAUUUGAAAAUCGUGAGCGCAUGCUAGCGCUAAUUGUAGUGGCUAAAUUUGAAUUUGAAUUUAAGCUUCAAACACGAACAGUUGUCUUAAAACACUGUAAGCUGUACACACUAACGGUUAACAACUGUCGAAAUGGCGAAAUUUUGUAAAUGUAAAAAAAAUUAAAUAAAAUUUUACAUUUGAAAAUCGGUUGGCACGUUGUAAGCGCAGGCAAUUUAAAAAUAUAAAAAAAAAAUCCCACUCGUGUGUGAUGUCCUUUGGUCGUUUUAAAACAACGCCGCAAAUGUACAGUAAUGCGCGCAUCUUGAAGUUGGCCUUGCGCACCAUCUUCGGCAUUAUAUUCUUUCUGGUGCUCAUCUCGUUGGUGUUAUUCAUGCGCAACAACGAACAAACGUCAAACGCACUCCGUCUGGCGAAAUUACCAUCGCCGGAAGGCAAUGUCGUGCUCUUCUGGAAUGGCUUCUUCGAGGACACACGCUGGACCUUGCCCGUCGACACGUUGCAUGCGCAGUGCGCACAGGUUAACUGCAUUUUCACCAAUCAACGUGACUUUUUGCCCGCCAUCAGCGAUUAUGCGGCAAUUGUUUUUCACACAGCACGCACAUUUCCGUUAUUUAACGGCACACCACGUCAGCGUGCCAGCAAUCAAUUAUAUGUGUUCGCACAAUUGGAAUCUCCCGAGCACACCUGGCAUAAUUUGAAUGCCGAAAGGAAUUUCUAUAAUCUCACGAUGAGUUAUCGCCUCGAUUCGGACAUUGUGUGGAGUUACAAUGUGGUAAAGAUGAUUUCAUCGCGGCAAAUUGUUGCGCCCACACGGGAUCCCAUAUGGCCGUCGGUGGAUGUGAGUUGGACACAAAGUGAUGCUGAUUUGUUUUUGUCAAUUGAGCGGAAGCGUAAAAUGGCCGCUUGGUUUGUGUCCAAUUGUAAGGUGCCGUCGAAGCGGGAGGCGUUGGUGAAGGCGCUGCAAGCGCACAUACAGGUGGAUGUGUAUGGCAAAUGUGGCACCAUGAGAUGUGAACGCUUCAAUAGCAGUUGUGAUGAGAUGCUCGACAAGGAUUACAAAUUCUAUUUCAGUUUUGAAAAUUCACUUUGCACCGAUUAUGUGACGGAGAAGUUUUACAAUGCUUUGCAGCGGCACAUUGUGCCUGUGGUGUAUGGUGGCGCAAAUUAUACGCGUUUUGCACCGCCACACUCAUACAUUGACGUGCAGGACUUCAAAAACGUCUCAUCCCUGGCAGCUUAUCUUAACUACUUGAAUGCGAAUCCCUUAGAGUAUGCCAAGUAUUUUUGGUGGCGACGCUAUUACAUGGUCAACGCUUACGAUGGUGGCGUUGAAACGCUGCCUUAUUGUGAGCUAUGUCAGCGCAUACACACACAUCCAUCUGUUAGACGUACACAAACCUAUGAAGAUAUAAAUGGUUUUUGGACCCAUAACGUAUGCAAGAAAGAGGCUCGAAUAGAUUUUUAAGCUCAAAUCAAUUUACAAUUUAUUGUUUUGUAAUUUAUGUUUUACUUACUUAAGUAGUUUAUUUAAUUUAUUUGAAAAGGAAAUGGCGGUUAUGUUCAUAAAUAAAAGGGACCACCAAAAGCCCGACGAA
Messenger RNA from Zeugodacus cucurbitae (melon fly), 1747 nucleotides. Its product is annotated as alpha-(1,3)-fucosyltransferase C. The record is from RefSeq and is a predicted model, not a curated record. NCBI's taxonomy places the organism in Eukaryota, Metazoa, Arthropoda, Insecta, Diptera, Tephritidae. Bases 400 to 1617 code for a protein of 405 amino acids. Gene Ontology annotation, cellular component: membrane. Gene Ontology annotation, molecular function: alpha-(1->3)-fucosyltransferase activity. The transcript has 2 exons.